Labrus mixtus (cuckoo wrasse) is the source of this 1753-nucleotide messenger RNA. Its product is annotated as LHFPL tetraspan subfamily member 6 protein. The record is from RefSeq and is a predicted model, not a curated record. Gene Ontology annotation, cellular component: membrane. The coding region runs from base 447 to 1049 and encodes 200 amino acids. NCBI's taxonomy places the organism in Eukaryota, Metazoa, Chordata, Actinopteri, Labriformes, Labridae. The transcript has 4 exons.
CUCUCUCUGAUCAGGAAUGUGGAAGCUUUCUGGAGUCUACUCAGUCAGCGCUGCACGUUGCUGCCCCACGCAGGAGUGAAUAAGUGAUCUUUGCCUCGGUUAAAUGUAUUGAUGAGGAGGAAGUGAUUUGUGAACUGAGCCCUUGGUCACUUUUUGGGAUUUAUAUUCACUGUCGAAGGCGUUUUCUUUUUUUCGUCUCCUCUCUUCGGGUUAAAGAAAAGUUUGCUUUAGGACCAAGCACAGCUGGAGUCAGCAGAUGGAAAUACGCUCCAAGUGUUCACCGAGCCCACCUUUUUCCGGAGGUCUCCCAACAUGGACCCAGAGUCACUGAGGAGGUGAAGACUGCUGGUGUUAAAUGCUCACUGCGAGGCGUCCUGCACACAGCGACUGCUCCUAAAAGUGCUGUUAGUUCUGUGACUGUGUGAAGCGUUCACAGACUGUUUACCAUGGCGUCCAGUCUGACAUGUACGGGUGUUAUCUGGGCCCUGCUGUCCCUGCUGUGUGCUGCUGCCUCCUGCGUCGGCUUCUUCAUGCCCUACUGGCUGCUGGGGACACAGAUGGACAAGCCUGUGUCCUUUGGCACCUUUCGUCGCUGCUCCUACCCUGUUAGAGAUGAGGAGAGGCAGGCCACCGUGAUGCUGGAGCAGUGUGGGCGCUACGCCUCCUUCCACGGCAUCCCCAGUCUGGAGUGGAGGAUCUGCACCGUGGUGACAGGCGUCGGGUGUGGCCUCCUCCUGCUGGUGGCGCUCACAGCUCUCAUGGGCUGCUGCAUCUCUGACCUCAUCUCUCGCACAAUCGGGCGUGUGGCGGGAGGCAUCCAGUUUGUUGGAGGGCUGCUCAUAGGAUCUGGCUGUGCACUCUAUCCUUUGGGAUGGGACAGUGAGGAAGUACAGCAGACCUGCAACAACAGCUCGGACCAGUUUCAGCUGGGUUCCUGUCAGAUCGGCUGGGCAUAUUACUGCACAGGGGCCGGGGCGGCGGCUGCCAUGCUGCUGUGCACCUGGCUGUCCUGUUUCGCCGGGAAGAAGCAGAAGCAGUACCCGUACUGACAGGAAGCAUCGGGGAGGCGGGGACAGGAAGAGACCUCGGGAGGUACGACGGCGCGGGAGGGGACUCUGACUGUAUGGACUCAAAGCAGUACAGCACACCAGGCACCAAAGACAGCAAGUCAUUCUGGUGCUCUGCACAUCAUGGACACUACUCGUCAGACAACUGCAGGGACUGUUUCAUUAUGCAGCACAAACACGUGGCUUUGAAAACUGGGUCUUCUCUUACAAGCUGUUCUUAAAUGAAAUAAUGUACGGACCAAUCCUCUUUGUAAAAAAUAAAUAAAAAAAAUGUUACAUGACUAUUUCUUUAACAAAAAAAGAAUAUUCUCUCUUUUUAUGUCUUCCUCCUUUUCCCUCAAUGUUUAUGUGAUAGUGUGCCCUGUGAUGAAGAGAAAAGUAAUAUUGCUUCAUUGUAACGUGAAGUGUUUCUGUCUCCUCUUCAUGUCUCAUCCUUGCCUUAAAUACAAACUGAAAUGCAAUAACCCUUAUAACGUAAAGCAAUCCAACUCUGGCUGCCUGCUUCCUCGACUCAGCCUGUACAGAUUCCCAAAAAGUCUAAGCAGAGUUUAUUUAACACAUUCAUAAGAUAUACGUUGUGUAUGAUAAUGUAUUUUAUCAUAUUAGCACAUGUUUUGUAUUCACUCUUCAAUUUAUUCUUUGUCAUUUUACUUUGUUUUUUGUAAAUAAAUGUUUAUUGAAUUCUG